AUGAAUGUGCUGGUUAUGGCAAGAGUCAUCCAGGGUAUCUCGGCAGCGGUCGUCUGGACGGCUGGACUUUCCAUGGUUCAACGCACAGUUGGCUCUGAAAACAUGGGCAAGGCCAUGGGGACGAUGUAUCCCAUCAUUUCUGUCGCCGAACUCAUCGCGCCGAUCCUGGGGGGCGAGCUGUACGAAAGAGCCGGUACUCUCGGAAUGUUCUCCGCUGGAGCAGUAGCCCUCUCGGUCGAUUUCGUCAUGCGGCUUCUGGUUCUCGACAAGCCAGCGGCACCAGCCACGACCUCCUCGUCAGUAAAAUCGAGGUCCGGAUCGGCCCUAGAGGCGGGAGAAACCGACCCAUUGCUCCGCGCAAACGGCCGUAUCGUCCACGAGGAAUUCAAGAUACUCAAGGACCCUCGCGCCAGAGUGGACGAGGCCUUUCCUUUCCUACACUGUUUUCUGGACCCGAGGAUUUUUGUGGGGCUAUUCCUCUCCUUUGUUCACGCCUCGAUGGUUGGGACGUUCAACGCCACGUUACCCACGGAGGCACAGUCGCUUUUCCACUUCUCAUCGCGCCAGGUCGGGCUUCUCUUCAUUCCGUUAAUUAUUCCCUAUCUCGCCUGCGGCUUACCCGCUGGGAUGGCGGUGGAUAGGCGGGGACCUCGAAUCAUGGCAGUGGCGGGCUUCAUCUUCCAAGCCCCGUGCCUUCUACUUCUCGGGAUAUCUUCGCGGGACGCGGUUCCGGGUCAGGCUAGGCUCGCGCUCUUCUGCGUCGCUCUCGCGCUGAACGGCGUGGGCAUGGCUGUCAUUAGUCUGCCGGGUUUCGUGGAGGCGACCAACGUAACGCAGAAGUACGCCGAGGCCAACCCGGGCUUUUUCGGCAAGAACGGGCCUUACGCGCAGCUUUACGGGAUGGACUCGCUAUUCAUCUUCUCCGGACUCGCAUUUGGCCCUCUCGGGAAAGAACUUGAGAAGGAGAUCACCGAUGCCUGGAUCUUUGUGUAG
Scedosporium apiospermum is the source of this 993-nucleotide messenger RNA. RefSeq lists its product as uncharacterized. The transcript is spliced from 3 exons. The record is from RefSeq and is a predicted model, not a curated record. The coding region runs from base 1 to 993 and encodes 330 amino acids. Gene Ontology annotation, biological process: transmembrane transport. NCBI's taxonomy places the organism in Eukaryota, Fungi, Ascomycota, Sordariomycetes, Microascales, Microascaceae. Gene Ontology annotation, molecular function: transmembrane transporter activity.